Molecule: messenger RNA, 2262 nt
Organism: Fonsecaea nubica
Lineage: Eukaryota; Fungi; Ascomycota; Eurotiomycetes; Chaetothyriales; Herpotrichiellaceae
Product: phenylalanine ammonia-lyase
Exons: 3
Coding region: 1-2262 (753 amino acids)
Biological process (GO): L-phenylalanine catabolic process
Cellular component (GO): cytoplasm
Molecular function (GO): ammonia-lyase activity
Source: RefSeq, a predicted model, not a curated record
AUGACGGUCAAUCCGCCGUCACCUGGCCGAUCUCGCGCAGGCAAAAAACGCCCCACGCCACAUCUCAACGCGACAUGUGAGCUCGUGGCACGCGUCCAGGUGUUGGCCAGGGAAGGCGAUGUGGAGAUAAAUGGACAUGAGCUUGACAUUGCCACUGUAGUCGCCGUGUCGAGAUUUGGCUGCAAGCCGUUCAUCGAGCGAACUCCCGAGCUGCUGGAAAACAUCGAAGCAGGACAAGACAUUUUGUACGCUCACCUUGAAAGCGGUAGCAAGCUUUAUGGCAUCAACACCGGAUUUGGAGGCAGUGCGGACCUUCGCACCAACGAGCUGCUCUCCCUCCAGCGAGCUCUGAUCCAACAUCAACAGUCGGCCGUCCUCACCCCAAGAGAUCUCGGAGCACUGCAUGAUGGCCACGAAGAGACCAGCCCCCAUUCCAUGCCCUCAGCGUGGGUCCAGGGUGCCAUGCUGGUACGGUGUAACACCAAUAUCCGCGGCCACUCGGCCAUCAGCCUGCAGAUUGCCGACACUCUUGUGGAGUUUGUCCGCAGAGAUAUGACACCCAUAGUGCCUCUCAGGGGUUCAAUCUCCGCAUCUGGUGACCUCAUGCCACUCUCAUACAUUGCGGGAGCCUUACAAGGGAAUCCAGACACAUUCGUCCGGACAGGGAAAGGCAAGGAUUUCAAGGUGAUGACCGCUCGAGAAGCAUUCAAAGAGAUCCAGCGCUUGAAUCUGGACGAUGAGGCGAAGCACGGCAAGCAGCUGGUCAAUGGCAGGAGCAUCGAAUACUCGCCCAUCGUCCUUGGACCGAAGGAAGGGCUGGCCUUGGUGAAUGGGACUGCGCCUUCCGCUGCGGUGGCGUGUCUCGCGCUGUACGAGGCGAACCAGCUUGCAAUCCUGUCACAGCUCAUCACCUGCCUUUCGUCGGAAGCUUUGGCGGGAAAUGCCGAGUGGACUCAUCCAUACAUUGCAGACGUCCGUCCUCAUGGCGGCCAGAUUGAAGUCUCACGGAACCAGCGGUCUUUCUUUGAAGGAUCCAGGCUCGUCGAGGGCCUCGACCACGCCAAUCGGCACCAGGAAGGGAUUGUGCAGGAUCGCUAUUCCACAAGAACCUCCUCUCAGUGGAUCGGUCCAUUGCUGGAAGACUUGCUUCAUGCGUCUGAGCAAUUGAAGGUCGAGCUGAACUCGACGACCGACAACCCGAUUGUUGACCUCCAGGCACGCGAGGUCCACUGCGGCGGCAAUUUCCAGGCCACGUCCGUGACGAUGGUUGCUGAGAAGAUCAGACUGUGUCUCCAGAUGAUCGGCAAGAUGCUCUUCGCCCAGACGAGCGAGCUGAUCAAUCCCGCCUACAACAACGGCCUGCCACCAAACCUGGCCUCGGACGACCCCAGUCUCUCCUUUUUUGCGAAAGGCGUCGACAUCAACAUGGCCGCAUAUCAGUCAGAACUGGCCUUCCUGGCCAACCCAGUUAGUUCUCACGUGCAGUCGGCGGAAAUGCACAACCAGGGGAUCAACUCGCUCGCUCUGGUUUCGGCCCGCUAUGCAAUGCAGAGUGUUGAGAUUGUCCACCUGAUGUCAGCGUCGGCCAUCUAUGUUGGGCUUCAGGGCGUCGAUCUCCGAACCAUGCACACGACCUUCCUAGCGCAGUUCAAGGACGUUGCCGAGGCUACCAUCCGCAAGACCUUUAGAUGCUGGAUGGCGGACAAUGAGAUGAAGCUACUCGCAAGCAACAUAUGGGCGUCUAUCCGUAAGACAUGGUAUGCCACCGCCAGUAGCGACGCCGCAGAUCGAUGUGAGAAGGUCGCAAAGGCCACCGUGGAGCCGAUCUUGAGCUGCCUGCACCAAUUCGACCAGCACUACCGCGGCCAGGGAUCUUGCCAGGAGCGAUUUGCGCGCGAGCACAAUGCCUGGUUGGAGGCGCUGCAGAAGGUCAUGUACGACGCGUUCCUGCUCCACCGCGCCAGCUUCUUCAACCGUCCCAGGACGCCCGAGUAUCUAGGCAAGGGCACCAAGAUCCUGUACCACUUCGUGCGGGAGGAGUUGGGCGUGCCGUUCCACCGCGGCCACAUCGAGGAUCCUGUAAUAAGGGAUAGUCUGGACGGACGUCCUGUCAAGACGAUCGGGUCGUGGAUCUCUGUCAUUUACGAGGCGCUGAGGGAUGGGAGGCUGUACGAUGUGGUGAUGAAGACAACGCAGAAGGGGACCUCCGCCACAAUUGCCACGGCGGAUGGACCGAGGAUGGACUUGUCAUCAGGAAGGUAA